UACAUUGGAUAGGACCAUGGCACAGGCGAAGAUCGGAAAUUACAGUUCAUGCUGUCGGCUAUGCUUGAGCGAGAAGAACAACUACUUGAACAACAUCUAUGCCGGAUACACGGAGUCGCACGGCCUGGUCGACAAGAUCGGUACGCUGGUCGGAGUGCAGAUUACACAGACCGACAAACUGUCGACGAUGCUCUGCGACAAAUGCUACUUAACGAUAAACAACUUCGCUGAAUUCAAGAAGGCGUGCCACUCGAAUCAGGGCAAGCUGCAGAAGUGGAUGACUACCAUCAACGACAAUAUUACGAACGGGACAAUUAAAAUCAAAGACGAACCGGUCGAUGAGCCAAAAGAUGACGAGGUUUCAGCAGUUGGUAAACCCGAAAAUAUGAGAGUCGUGGUAAAGUCUGAACCGGCGGAACCUAUGGAAGAGGAGUUCUUCGAUUAUCCACCCGCAUUGACGCCGCAUCCUCCUGAGAUUGUAAUGGACGUCGACAAUGAUUCACAAUUGGAGGAAGCCGAGAGUACGAUAGAUGUUAGUAAGGAUGCGUCCAUUAAUAAAUCGGUGGGAGUGACGAAUCAAUGUAGUGUGUGCGAAAAAAUAUUGAGCAAUCCUGGGAAUAGAAAAAAGCAUGAAAAAACUAUGCAUGGCCUUCAUGGUGGGAAGCUGCGAAAGGUCGAAUCUAACGCCCCAGUUAAAGUUGUUGCUGAACCCAAGAAGUCUACCGGUAGUUCUUUCCUGAAUAACAAAGAGGUGACGUUGACGCGCAUCAACAAGGAAUCCAAAGAAGUGGCGAUCCCGCGGCCGACGACGCCUUCGAUCCUGGAUAAAGACCACGAGAAGAUUAAGUUCGCAGCCGGUCUUCGUCUUCAAUCGAAGUCGGCGCCGAGGCAGAUGCAGUCUUCGCUCACCAAAAUCGAGAAGACUUAUUUGGAAAAGUGCCGGAUCAUGAUUUCCAUGUUCCAGAAGGACACCUGCGCCUGUCACAACCAGUACUUCAGCACACAGAAGAGGAUGCUCGGACAUCUGAGGCAACUCUUCGUUUGGUUUCCACCGUACACGUGCUACAACUGUUUGUUAACAUUUGACGGUAGAUCGGGAAAGAUGAGGCAUAUUCUCAGAUGUCCGCGAGUCGAGUUGGAAUCUCUGAUAAGGUUAUCGGAACUUCGAGCUCGGACUAAAGAUAAAAUACGUUUAUACCAAAACUUCAAGUGCAUACAGUGUAAUUAUUUGUUCAGCUUCUACGAAGAUUACUGCUCGCACGUUGAUAACACACACGUAACAGAGGAUGGUCCGUUCGAUUGCCUCUGCAUGCAGAGCUUCGAAAACGCCGACCUAUUCCGUCAGCAUAUACACAAAUCCUGCUUCCUGAACUACUACUGCGACAUCUGCUUCUUGCUCACCUCCAAUCUGCAGGAAUUCGUGGAGCACUGCGAGGAGUUCCACGACACGGACGAGAACUAUGUUUUCCUGAAACCGCACGCAAACUUCAGAGUGCUCACGAACAUCGAAAUCAACAAUUGCCUUCUGGAAAGCAAGAAGCGGUUGCUGGAGAAGGAAGCGUCUGAAAUGGAGGAACCCGAUGAAAUGCAAAUGGAUAUUAAUGUAGAAAUGCCGAAUAUCGAUCCGCUCAUAGAAUUAGAUGAGAAGCAUUUUUCCAGGUUUAACAGCGCCAAGUGUCCGCGUUGCAAUAAGGUUUACGCGAAUUAUCAUAACAUGGUUAGGCAUCUGAAGUCGCAUCACAGGUUUGAUUUGAUGCAGAAGCGCACUGAGUGCGAGAUCUGCGGUAACGUGUUCAGCAAUUACUCGAAUAUGAUGAGACAUAAGAAGGCGCAUUGCGACGCGUUAAAAUGUUCCGAAUGUUUGGAGGUUUUUACUUCGGUGGCGCUGUUGAAGACGCACCAGAGUCAAGCUCAUGCGGAUACUGUUAAGGUAGCCAGGACGACGUACAGAUGCGAGGAAUGCGGGGAGUCAUUCAAGAGCGCUCGAUGGUUGGAGCAGCAUCAGGAGAAUGAGCAUGGGUUUGCGUGUGAGCAAUGCGAUAAAGUUUUGAAGACUGUCUCCGAUUACGAGCAGCAUCGAAACACCCAUCUGAACAUUACCCUAGCCAGAGACCCGAAGACGAAAAGCUACCAUCGUCUCAGCAAGAUUUGUAAGAUCUGCGAUAAAGGCUUCAAUACGGAAUCGGAACUCGAGGAACAUUUACAAUUACAUGAACGAAUGCCAGUCCUCGAAGCCGAAGAUGAUGAAAGCAUUGAAGACGACAAGAAGCACAGUUGUAACGAGUGCGGAAGGCAUUAUCAGAGUUCACGCGGGUUGUGGGUGCACAACAAGAAGUACCAUCCGGACAAGAAAGGUAAAAUGGACUUCCCGAGGCCGUGCGACGAGUGUGAUCGAGUGAUUUACUCGCUUUCCGGUUGGGUGAUGCACAAGCAGAUGCACGAUCGCACCAAUAAAUUGCAGAAAUCUAUAAAAACACAACCUGCUAACCCCAACGAUGAUUCAGAUUACUCGACCUGCAAAAAGUGUUUCAAGGUGUUCGCCAAUCGUUCAACGCUGAAAACGCACAUGAAGUGCCACGGUAUCAACACCAGCCCGACGAGGACGCAGAUGAAGACCGGAAAGUUUAUGAAGACCAUCUGGUGCGAUAUAUGUCAUCAGGCGUGUCAGGGCGUCGAUGAACUGAAAAAGCACAAGCUCGAGCACGAAAGCGAAGAUCUGACGGAACCCGAGGAAGGCGAGAUUGCGACGAAGCCAGUACUUAAACCUGGAAAGCAACACGACUGUAAACUUUGCAAGCUCUCCUUCGACACGUCGAACCAAUGGAAUGACCAUAUGUUUAACGAUCACAGCGAAAAUAACACUCCCAAAUUCGAGUGCGAUACCUGCGGCAAAGUGUUCAAUUCAAAUCUGGCGUUGAACGUCCACUAUUCCUGGCACAAAAGGGCACAACGGAAGGCUGCUGCUGCCGCAACGGCCACCCCCCAGCACAAAACGCAAAUGUUUAAGUGCAUAUCUUGUGCCAAGCAAUUCGAAGAUGACACCGCGCUGCAGCUGCACAUCUUCGAAUGCCACAGGAAGACAUCCACGACCAUCGAGAGGCGGAUAUUCAAAUGCGAGCCCUGCGACUUGAGUUUCACCGUGCAGAGCGAGUACGACGCCCACGAGAGGACGCACGAAAAGGUGAAAGACAAGAAGGCAGGAGUGACAUGCAAGUUCUGUGACAAAACUUUUAGUCGCAGCGACUAUCUCAACAUCCAUAUUACCAGCAAACAUCCGCAGCACGCGGUCGCAGGACAAUUCAAGUGCACGCAGUGCGAAAGGAUCUUCGAGAAACAGAACGCACUCACCAUUCAUUUGAAGGUGCACGAGAAGAUGAACGUUACCGUCAGCAAACCGACCAAAGCCCACAAGUACUCGUGCUCGAUUUGUCACGUCGGUUUCGACGUUCCCAAAGAACUCAGAAAUCAUAUAAUAGCUCUACAUCCAUUCUAAAUAUAUCGAUUUCUGUUACAUAAACUCGUUUAUUAUAUUUUUCUCUUAUGAAAUUUUCUUCGUUUGGAAGAAAGAAAAAAAAUGUUUUUGCUGUUCAUAAUUCGAACGCGAUUCACGAUUUCGAUCGUGCUGUAAAUUGUAAAUUGCAAACGGUUCUUAAUAUUAUAUUUUGUAUAGUGUAUUCUGACGCAGAUGUGUCUCCAAGUACCUAACUUAAAAAUAAUUAGAAGACUACGACGUCCCUGAAAAUCGACUGGUUCAAUAAUUUGUUUUCUAGGAACUAUUAUUAAUGAAAUAAAUAUAUUUUUUAUAUUGUUCACUUGUU
Messenger RNA from Nicrophorus vespilloides, 3818 nucleotides. RefSeq names its product zinc finger protein 17-like. The transcript has 6 exons. NCBI's taxonomy places the organism in Eukaryota, Metazoa, Arthropoda, Insecta, Coleoptera, Silphidae. Gene Ontology annotation, molecular function: DNA-binding transcription factor activity, RNA polymerase II-specific; zinc ion binding; RNA polymerase II transcription regulatory region sequence-specific DNA binding. Gene Ontology annotation, cellular component: nucleus. The coding region runs from base 17 to 3493 and encodes 1158 amino acids. The record is from RefSeq and is a predicted model, not a curated record. Gene Ontology annotation, biological process: regulation of transcription by RNA polymerase II.